GGAGAUCGUGACACAGACGGUGCUAUGAUUCUGCCUGUGGUGGUUCUGCUGGUGCUGCUGCUGUUCUGUGGACCUGAAGCAUCUCUCCAGGGAGGCACUCAGGAAAUCCUGAGCAGUGAUGAAAUCCUGGAAAGGGAGUUCAUCGAUGUGGCACGACAAAAACAUGCAGCGGCUACUGAACACGUCACUCCAGUAACAGACAGAUGUUCUUACACCUUUAUUGUUCCACAGCAGAAAAACCACAGGGCCAUCUGUGUGAACUCCCAGGAGCCCGAGGCCUUGCUGGAGAACCGAGUCCACAAACAGGACCUGGAGCUCCUGAACACGGAGCUACAAAAGCAACGGCAGCAGAUUGAGGCACUGCAGCAGUCGGUAGAGGUUGAUGGAGGUGUGGUCACUGAGGUCAAGCUACUGCGCAAAGAGAGCCGCAACAUGAACUCCCGUGUUACACAGCUCUACAUGCAGUUACUGCACGAGAUUAUCCGCAAACGGGACAAUGCUUUGGGGGUGUCACAGCUGGAGAUCCGCGUACUCAACCACACAACAGAAAUAGGAAGGCUAGCUGCUCGCUACCGUGACCUGGAACACAAAUACCGGCAUCUGUCAGCUCUGGCAAGGAACCAGAGCAUCCUUCUUGUGGAGCUAGAAGAGCGAUGCAACUGGAUCGGACAGUCAUACAGGGCAGAGCGGGAACGACACGGUACAGUCCGCCCUCUCCCACCAAUCAUCCCACAACCACCCCUCCAGAAGCCUGCAGCCCUGCUCCAGCUUUACGGCCCCCACACCAAUGAGAUACAGAGUGAUCAGAACACAAAAACAUUAGCUCCUCCUCAGCCUACGAAGCAAAGUACAGCUCACAGCUCGGACUUCUCAAACAAGCCCUCUGGUCCGUUCACAGACUGUCUGCAGGCGCUAGAAACAGGACACACCACCAGCGCCUUGUACCUCCUGAAACCAGACAACAGCAACCGGAUCAUGCAGGUUUGGUGUGACCAGAGACACGACCCCGGAGGCUGGGUUGUCAUUCAGAGGCGUCAAGACGGUUCUGUCAACUUUUUUAGAAACUGGGCCACAUACAAGCAAGGCUUUGGAAACAUAGAUGGUGAAUACUGGUUAGGACUGGAGAACAUCCACUGGCUGACUAACCAGGGGACCUUCAAACUGCUGGUCACACUGGAAGACUGGUCUGGACGCAGGACGUUUGCAGAGUACGCCAGCUUUCGCAUCGAGUCGGAGGCAGACGCCUACAGGUUGAGGGUGGGCCAAUACCAUGGCAAUGCAGGAGACUCACUUACCUGGCACAACGGCAAGCAGUUUACCACACUGGACAGAGACCACGACACAUACGCAGGUAACUGUGCUCAUUACCAGAAGGGAGGAUGGUGGUACAACGCCUGCGCUCACUCCAACCUCAACGGCGUGUGGUACUGUGGCGGACAUUACCGCAGCUGCUACCAGGACGGCAUCUACUGGGCUGAGUUCAGGGGCGGAGCCUACUCUCUGAAGAAAGUCACCAUGAUGAUACGGCCAAGUGCCAACAUCUUCCACUAACAGACCAUACAUUCAAAACGAGCAGCCUUCAAAGGACAGACAUUACUCCAGAGGGACGUCCUGUGUCCGUCCUCGAGGGACGUCCUGUGUCCGUCUCGUCUUCUCCUGUACUGUUCUGCCUUGUUUGCUUUCUGUUCCUAAAGCAGGUUGUUUUUUGGCUCCUCCUGCUGGUGGAUAUUGAACGAGUCUUUCUUUUGCAACGUUCCCUGCAGAACUUGUUGAUGUCUGAACUCUGUGUAUCCAGUUACUCUACACACAAAUAGUAAACAUUCAGCAAAACAACUGCAAGUCAAAAAUCCUGUUUCUCCGUCUUCCUCAGUCCAAUCUGGCAACAACUCCUCAGGACUCAGUCAAGGUGGAAACAGCGUUCCUAACUUCACGUUUCCUCUUUGGAAAACGCCUGUAAAUAACUUAGCAUGCACGUGGAUUGUACAUCAAAAUGUCCAUUUAACGGUAUAGAGCAUGCUAAAGCUAAUCUGUGACCGUGACAUUAAAUGUUUGUUCUUUUCACAAAUUAGAACAUAUUAAAAUGGACCAUAAACAUCUUCAGAGGAUUUGUCAUUUGUCAGGUCACGCUGACCUCAGAACAGAGUCACAGGGAUUUUCAACACUCCACAAACUGAUUUUCAGGUUUUUCCUCUCGAUUUCACUGCAAAAAAAAAAAAAACUCAAUAAAUAUACUCAGCAUCACAAACCCAGUAUUUUUUGAUUGAUAACCUGUUAAUGAUAAUGAAAUUUGAAUGACAUGGUGCCAAUGUUAGAGAAACCUGGACAUUUCCCGGAGGAUUUGUAGGGUGUUUUAAAGAU
Messenger RNA from Thalassophryne amazonica, 2358 nucleotides. RefSeq names its product angiopoietin-related protein 2-like. Lineage: Eukaryota; Metazoa; Chordata; Actinopteri; Batrachoidiformes; Batrachoididae. The coding region runs from base 25 to 1551 and encodes 508 amino acids. The transcript is spliced from 4 exons. The record is from RefSeq and is a predicted model, not a curated record.